This is a messenger RNA of Cylindrotheca closterium, 1458 nucleotides long. Lineage: Eukaryota; Bacillariophyta; Bacillariophyceae; Bacillariales; Bacillariaceae. The record is from the annotation of a GenBank genome assembly.
AUGCGAACUACCAAAGCAAGUGCUCCGGGCAAAGCACUGUUGGUAGGUGGCUACCUUGUCCUGGAACGUCGAAACGCUGGUCUGGUGAUAGCUACUGAUAAGAGAUUCUACGCGACUGUACGCGAUGAUCCGACCUUAAACGAAGAAGCAAAUAUCAUAGUUGAGAGCCCUCAAUUUCAUAGCACUUGGAAAUACAAAUACACAAAUGAUACACUGCUUCCGUGUGUGGAAAAUGCCACCAUUAACGAUUUUGUGGAAAAAACGCUACGAGUAUGCUUAAUGUAUUUGCAGCCGAGUGCACCUAUCAAUCUGAAAAUUAUCAUUCAAGCCGACAAUGAAUUUUACAGUUUGUUACCACAUUUGGAGGCACAAUCGUUGGAACGAACUCCUCAAGCUGUCCAAACGUUGGAACCAUUCCUGCCGUGCCCAAAAGAUAAGGAUGGAAAAGCGAUCAUCAAUAAGACUGGAUUAGGAUCAUCCGCAGCGCUUGUUACUAGUUUGGUGGGAGCUCUAGUCCACCACUUUCCACCAAAAAUAUUUGACAUACAGCAUCAAGAGGAACCAAAAGAGAAAAUUGGUGGCAACGAAACAUAUAAUGACGAUGCGAACGAAAACGUGGAUAUCACCGAGUCUAUUCAUAACUUGGCACAAAUCUCGCACUGCUAUGCUCAAGGAAAGGUUGGGUCUGGAUUUGAUGUAUCCGCAGCUUGUCACGGUACCCAUGUUUAUCGAAGGUUUCCAAUAUGCUUGUUACCAGACUUGUUGCAGCAGCUGGACGUGUUGGAUAGUCAUAGUGACAGUACCAAAGAAGCCUUGCACAAUAUUGUUGAAACCACGCCAUGGGCGGAGAACAUGGUGCGACCACCACGAGAUUUGCCAUCGCCGCUUCAAAUCGUUCUGGCCGAUAUUCGUGGUGGAUCGGAAUCACCAGGUAUGGCGAAAAAGGUGCAAGCAUGGAAACAAAAACAAUACAUGAAAAAUCCGACGGGAAAAAUUACACAUUGGGAUGAUUUGAAGGCACUGAAUGCCCAGGCCAUUGCCCUCUUCCAAAAGAUGCAGGCAGUCAGUGGUUCAGGUGACCACAACACUACUGAAUACGAUACCCUGGCAACGCAAGUGGCAUCAGAGUGGCCCAAAGAUUCAACACUGGCUGAGCUGAGUGCAACGUUUGCAGAAAUUCGAACGCACAUGAAGGAAAUGGGAAAAGCCGCCAAUGUACCAAUUGAGCCAGACGAACAAACAGACUUGUGCAAUGCAACAAUGAAAGUUCCUGGAGUUGUGACAGCGCUCGUUCCAGGUGCUGGUGGAUAUGAUGCCAUAGCAUGUGUCUACAUUAAUCGACCCCAUGUCUUGGAAAGUAUUGGAGUUGUCUGGGCGAACUACGAGGACAAGAUUGUUUGCCCAUUGGGUUUGAAAGCCUCCGAUUGUGGUUUCCGAUUAGACGAGAAAUUAGAAUAA